This is a messenger RNA of Momordica charantia (bitter melon), 420 nucleotides long. The record is from RefSeq and is a predicted model, not a curated record. Lineage: Eukaryota; Viridiplantae; Streptophyta; Magnoliopsida; Cucurbitales; Cucurbitaceae.
AUGCUUCGAUUUUACGAAACACUUAAAGAGCGCUACACUCUACAAGACCAACUUGAUCCAAUUACUUUGGAUCAUAUUGAUGAAAGUAAUGAAUGGUUGAUCGGAACACUCGAAGAAGAAGAUGGUCAAGAAGAAAAUGAGUUGGUCUUUGAUGAUGACGACCUCACAUGGGGAGAUGUAGCCGAGGCUAGUGGUGUUAGAGAACCCAUAAGGCAAACUAGAACAUAUACAAGAUCUAAAGGAAAGUCGCCUGCUACUCCCGCUCCUACAACUUCAAGAGUUCGAAAAUCAGUGCAAGUUGUGGUUAGUGAUGAUGAUGAUGACACCGAAGAAGAAGAAGAAGAAUUGUUGGAAAAGGGAGAUUGUGAGGACGUCCAAGAUGAAGAGAAUUUAGAUUUAGAUGAGGAUGAUGAACUUUGA